AGACGCGUCUGGCCCUAUCUCUCUCCCAUUCAAUAAAAAUCGAGUCCCUCUCUCUCUUUCUUUGAAACCCCGACACGGAACUCUCUCUCUCUCAUAUACGAUGGCGACGGAAAACUCCUCUCCCCCAAAACCGCUUCAACAACCUUCCAAUUCCAACCCAAACCCCACUACAGACUCCAUCCAACCGUCCAAUCCUACAAACCCUAACCUACCUUCCCCCCAAAUUCCCCCUUCUCCUUCAUCCAUGGAACUCCCCCAAAUUUCCUCUCCCCAACUCACCCUCUCUCAACAACAGCAACAGCAACAGCAGCAGCAGCAGCAGCAGCAACAACAACAACAACAGCAACAACCACAGCAAAUGAACCCCUCCUUACAACAACAGCAGCUGCAGCAACAGCAGCUACAGCAGCUACAGCAACAGCACAAUCUGACAUCUUCGUCGAGUUUCCAGUUGCAGCAGAGCCUUCAACGGUCUACGUCAAUGCCCAGGAUCAAUGCGAUCCAGCAGCAGCAGCAGCAGCAGCCGCAGUACUCGAUGAGGCAGCAGGCUGCCGGGAUCUAUGGGCAGAUGAAUUUCGGGAAUUCGGGUGGGGUCCACAUCCAGCAGCAGCAGCAGCAGCAGCAGUUGGGCGGCGGGAUGUCGCGGUCGGGGCUGAUCGGGCAGGCCGGGCAGGCGGGCGGGCACCUUCCCAUGUUGUCUGGGCAGGCUUCUGCUCCGUUCAAUAUGCAGUCGCAGUUGCUUGCGCCGCAGAGGCAAAAGACAGCCUUGGUUCAAAAUUCCCAAUUCCACUCUGCUAAUUCUACAGGGCAGUCGUUGCAAGGGCCGAUUGGAAUGUCGCUUGGCUUGAGCACGCAACUCAGAGCGAACGUGCCUCUUUCAUAUGUCCAUCAACGCAUGAACCAUCCUGCGGCGAUGAGGCAACAACAGUUGCCACAACAGGCAUCGCUGGCCUCUCCCCAGAAGUUGCAGGCUCAAAGCUUGCCAAGGACAUCACUGGCAUCUAUGAACCCUCCUCUAUCUGGCUUGACCCAAAAUGGGCCAUCAGUUAUGAUGCAAAAUUCCUUGUCGCAACAGCAGUGGUUAAAACAAAUGCAGUCUACAAGCUCUACUCCAGGUUCUCCUUCAUAUCUUCAACAGCAGAGGCAGCAAUUCUUGCAGCAACAAUUGUCUUCAUCUUCUCAUCUGCAUCAAAAGGCCAUUGCACUGAACCAACAACAGCAGCCGCAGCAGCUCAGUAAUCAGCAACAGUUGCAUCACCAGCAGCAGCCUCAAUUGCAUCAGCAACAACAGUAUGCACAGCAGCAGCAGCCAUCUCCAAAAAUGCCAGGGCCUGGGGUCCAGAAAUCCAUAAGUUUGACUGGAUCACAGCCGGAAACUAAUGCAUCUGGCACAACGACACCUGGUGGGAGUUCAAGUCAAGGAACAGAAGCAAGUAAUCAACUUCUUGGGAAGCGUAAGAUACAGGAUUUGGUUUCACAGGUGGAUUCACAGGGAAAGCUGGAUCCUGAAGUUGAGGAUCUCCUUUUGGAGAUCGCUGAUGAAUUCAUUGAUUCAGUCACUACAUUUGCAUGCAAGCUGGCAAAGCAUAGGAAAUCUUCAACUUUAGAACCCAAGGAUGUCUUGCUACACCUAGAGAAAAAUUGGCAGUUGACCAUCCCAGGAUUCACAAGCGAGGAACGAAAAUACCAAAGAAAACAUGUUCGACCGUAGUUACUAGACCAAGAGAUGUUGGGGAAACAAUGCAAGAAACUGAUGCACGAAACCUCAUAUUUAUACAACUGUUAUAGUAUUUAGGUGUGACAUGGGGACCAUCUGGGAUAUUUUGGCAAAUGAGCCAUCCCCAGUGGGGCUUAAAACGCAAUCUCAACAAGAGCAAGAGAAUGGGAUAUGUUGUACAAAUUGAAAGCUGAGAGUGCUUCAUGAACUCUCCAAAGAUUAUGUAUACCUCGUUCACAGUAUAGUCAGCUUGGAGUGAAAACAGUAACAUAUCUGAUAUAUCUAAAGGUAUGUCUGUAUGCAUUUUCCUUUAUCUUAUGGGUUGCAGGUUGCUUGUUUUUUAACCAUCCAUUUCCCUGUACAUGUGUGACGCCUUAUGAAAGUCGUGAUUUUCGGAACGUGGUGGGCCUAGCCGGGAUGCAGCACACACAUUGUACACGGGAUGAGAGUGCCAUGGAAUUUGUCUUUUGCAUUUCUCAAUUUCUUUUACUGAUGCAAUGAUUUUAGACUCUAGACGAGGAUGGCUCAGGAAAGAACAAUAGUACAAGCACAUUGUGGCAGUUAUUAGUAGUUUGGUUACUUGUAAAAAUGUUUUUUCCCCCUUCAACAUUAAGGGUCAGUUUGGGUAGGGGAUCCUGUGUAAUCAGGAUUAAGUCAAAUCCCAAUUUGGUGGGCCCCGUGAUCUCUGUGUAGGAUUUGCGGCAAUAAAGCGGGCACUUUCCUCCAAAAAAUGCAAUUAAUGAAGUAUUGAGGAAAACCAAAAUGCCGCUAAUUGUGUUUAUGUGAAAGAAGGUGCUGGUUUGGUAUGCUGGAUCCAAAGUCAGGAUUAGAUUUAAUCCCAAUUAUGCGGGAUCCCCUACCCAAAUGGACCCUAAGAAAAUUGAGAUUCACAUAGUUCACCCGAUGUUCCUGGGUUAAAUACUAAUUCUCUCUCUUUUUCCCUGACUUGUAUUCGUUUGCUUUUGAAUUUUCAUCAGCUCCUCUUUAUUACCAUCUUGACUUGGGUUGUGCUGUAAAAUCAUUGGUCUUACGCUUGUUGUUUCUGAUCUGAGCAGGCAUUUUAGUUUGAGCAAUUAAUUAAUUGUAGAGUUUCCUUUCCCUAUCCUUGAUGGUAUCAUGUGAUCGGCGUUUUGUUUCAAA
Molecule: messenger RNA, 2857 nt
Organism: Magnolia sinica
Lineage: Eukaryota; Viridiplantae; Streptophyta; Magnoliopsida; Magnoliales; Magnoliaceae
Product: transcription initiation factor TFIID subunit 12b
Exons: 7
Coding region: 101-1711 (536 amino acids)
Biological process (GO): DNA-templated transcription initiation; RNA polymerase II preinitiation complex assembly
Cellular component (GO): SAGA complex; SLIK (SAGA-like) complex; transcription factor TFIID complex
Molecular function (GO): DNA binding; protein heterodimerization activity; TBP-class protein binding
Source: RefSeq, a predicted model, not a curated record